AUGGUCUUGAAGCGAGUUUCCACCACUGCUGGAGUUUCAGCGAAGACUCUCGGCGAGACGCUGCAAUUUCCGUGUGGAGUUCGAGCUCAGAAUCGAUUCCUAAAGGCAGCGUUGUCUGAGCGUCUUGCCACUUUUUCGGCGGACAAUGUGAAUGAGUCGGGAAUUCCGACGUGUCAACUUCAUAAUUUGUAUGAGAAAUGGGGACAUGGACAAUUUGGGAUGAUUUUGACUGGAAAUGUGAUGGUCGAUCCGCUUCAUUUGGAAUUCCCGGGAAAUGCGAUCAUUUGUAAAGAAGGCGAUAAUAAUGAGAGAAAAGAAGCUUUCAAGAAAUUGGCGAAAGUUAUGAAAGGGGAUGGAGCCCUUGCUGUCGCGCAGAUAUCCCAUGGUGGCCGUCAGACGCCUUACAACGUCAACCCUACUCCAUUCUCAGCUUCUGAUGUUCAACUAAAGACUAGUCAUGUUUUGGAUGGGCACGGAAAACCUGUCCCGUUGACUGUCGAACAGAUUCGAACUGAAGUCAUCGAUCGAUUUGUGUUCGCCGCGAAAUUCUGCUAUGAGUCGGGAUUCGAUGGAAUUCAAUUGCACGCUGCUCACGGAUACCUUCUGGCUCAAUUCAUGUCACCGACGACCAACAAGAGAACCGAUCAGUAUGGAGGAUCAUUGGAGAAUCGCAUUCGAGUCAUUCUUGAGAUUCAUGAAGCGAUUCGAAAGGAGAUUCCCGCUUCGACUGGAUUCCUUGUUGGAAUUAAAAUGAAUUCUGUCGAGUUUCAAGAAGAGGGAACGACGGCUGAUGAAGCUGCGGAAAUGGCGAAGAAAUUAGAGGAUGUUGGAUUCGAUUUCGUUGAACUUUCCGGCGGCACCUAUGAGAAAUUGGUAUUCCAUCAUGAGCGCGAAUCCACAAGGAAAAGAGAAGCAUUCUUUCUGGAAUUUGCUGAGAAAAUCCGGCCAUCGUUCAAAAACACUGUGGUGUACUUGACCGGAGGAUUCAGAACUGUAGGAGCAAUGGUGAAGGCGAUUAAUGAGAACGCCACACAGGUAAUUGGAUUGGGACGGCCGAUUACAGCAGAGCCCGAUUUGCCCAAAAAGAUUCUCUCUGAAGAAGUCUUCUCUGCUUCCGAGCCCCAAUUCAGCCCAGACGAUUUCGGUGCCACUCUUCAAGCAUGCGGUGUCCAAUUAUGGCAGAUUGCUCAGACAAGCCUUGAAGAAGCUAACAAUGAUGUGAUGUUCGGCAUUAGCGAUUUUGGGGAUUCGAGCAUUAUUCCCGAAUUCUACGAAUCGAUGAAAGCCUACUUUGGAGAAAUGCAAAGGAUCACUGCGCUUGGAAAACCGGUGAAUGUUCCAAUGAGAUAUCCAUGGAAUUAA
Messenger RNA from Caenorhabditis bovis, 1362 nucleotides. The record is from the annotation of a GenBank genome assembly. Lineage: Eukaryota; Metazoa; Nematoda; Chromadorea; Rhabditida; Rhabditidae.